CUUUGCCCUGGGGUCAUUACAGAAUUAUGGAAGAACAGAUGGCGCAAGCUGCAAUGCAUGUAGAGGGGGAAGCGGAGGAGAGGGGAUACAAUGCAGCUAAUGGCAAUGAAGCAGAAGAAAAAAGAGAGGGAGAAAAUGAGAGGGAGGAUGAGGUAACCAAUGGCAAUGAUGCAGAAGAAAAAAGAGAGGAAGAAAGUGAGAGGGGGGAUGAAGGUGAACAAAUCAGGAUUGAAUACGAUGUGCCUGAGGAGUUCAUGCACGAAUGGGAUCCAUCAUUAGAUAAGAUAAGAUUAGAAUCAGAAGAGAGAAGGGAUAUCUUACUAGAGGCAAUGGAAAGGGCAGGAAUUGUGAUAGGAAAUGGGCUAUAUGAACGCACGGACGACAACGAGGAGCACAUUCGAGAAAUCGAAGCGAACAACGAACCUUCUACAAAGAGAUCAAGGCUCACCUAACUUCAUAAUAAAAUGGAUCUAUCUGCGCUCAACAAGAUUGCUGAGCGAGAGUUCUUGCCAAAGAAAAGAGCAACAGACAUGGAAAAAGAUCACCAGUACAUGGUGACAGCACUGAAAGAGGU
Messenger RNA from Nasonia vitripennis (jewel wasp), 574 nucleotides. RefSeq lists its product as uncharacterized. Bases 27 to 452 code for a protein of 141 amino acids. Lineage: Eukaryota; Metazoa; Arthropoda; Insecta; Hymenoptera; Pteromalidae. The transcript is spliced from 2 exons. The record is from RefSeq and is a predicted model, not a curated record.